CUGGCACGACAAAGGCCCAGACUACACUCACUUCCUCUCUUCCAUGAACGACCCCGACCACCCCUCAGACCUGAUCAUCUAUCGACUCGAUCUCCUCAAGAACAGCGACGGCGAUGUCAGCAAACACCCCACCGGCAAGCAAGACAUACCCGCAACCGUCGAGCAGGUGGAAAACUACCUCAACCUCCUCGAAAAAGAAUGGGAUGGCGAGUUCUUCUGGUCAAACCCAAAGGAUACGCUGGAUAGCUUGCCUCCUGGCUAUAAGCUCAUGUACAGACCUCGUGGCACGAAGAACAAUCGCGCGGGUGAUCUGUACCUCUGGGGCCACCCGUCGGGACUGUGGUUCUCGUCGGCUAGCAGGUUUUCGUUUCACUUGGCUUGGUUGAUCAAUCGCGGCAAGAAGGGAUCCUGCCAGUGCAAGCCUUGCGAUGGCGUCCGUGGAUGAAAGAGAAAAAAGAAUAGGAGGGCGGGGAUGAAAGUGGUUUGUUUUCUUUUGUGUCGUUUCAGUUGGCCGUGUCCAGCACAAGCAUACUUGUAGGUAUGCAAGAAUGAAUGCGGGAAUAACCCUGCUUAGCCGGCGA
This is a messenger RNA of Aureobasidium pullulans EXF-150, 581 nucleotides long. RefSeq lists its product as uncharacterized. Lineage: Eukaryota; Fungi; Ascomycota; Dothideomycetes; Dothideales; Saccotheciaceae. Gene Ontology annotation, biological process: silent mating-type cassette heterochromatin formation. The record is from RefSeq and is a predicted model, not a curated record. The transcript is spliced from 2 exons. Gene Ontology annotation, cellular component: rDNA heterochromatin; SHREC complex. The coding region runs from base 44 to 445 and encodes 133 amino acids.